AAAUAUAAAUAGUUAUUUUCAAACAACUUGUGUGUGGUAUGUUCAGUCAUAUCUUCUUCUUUGUUCUUUAAUUUUUAUUUUUUUUCUCCUUUUCAGGGGACUUGAAUUUUGGAGCCAAGAAAACAUUAGCAAAGAAUAACAUGAAACAAGAACCACCACCCCCGUCGCAGCACCACCGGAAGAGACUGAUGGUUUCUGCCCUACAGAAGUUCGGUAAAACUAUCGCUUAUUUUCUCCUUCUCCUACUGACCUACUAUCUAGGUUAUCUAUCUGCAGCCUCUUCCACCUCGAACAAACCUACUUUAUUAUCAAGAAUUCCCGUAGAAACUAUCCCAGCCACCACCUUCAGAUCCUCCACCACCAGCUCCGCCGCCCCAGUAGUUGACCACAACAUCUUUUCAAUUCAGUGUAUCGAUCCAGUUAUCUCGGAAAAAGUCCGCCAAGCAGUUCUUGAUCGAGUCUUCCAUGGCAAGUCCCCGUGGCAAAACUUCCCCCCCGCGCAUGUUAGCACUCUUCUCCGCCAGAACCGGAUUAAAGGGUGGGGUUCCACCGGUGCAGUCUUCGAGAACCUCAUCCGGCGAGUGAGGCCCGAGACCAUAAUUGAGGUGGGCACUUUUCUUGGUGCGUCGGCUCUUCACAUGGCGAAGUUGACUCGUCAACUCGGUCUCAAGACUCAGAUACUCUGCAUUGACGAUUUUCGGGGCUGGCCCGGGUUCUUGGAAAAAUUCAGGGACAUAAAAAUGGUAAACGGAGAUGUUUUGCUCAUGUACCAAUUCAUGCAAAACGUUGUUUAUGCAAAUGCCACUGAAUCAGUCCUUUUCAUGCCAUUCUCCACCGCGUCAGCUCUCGAUAAACUCUGUGAGUGGGGCGUGUCCGCUGAGUUGAUUGAAAUCGACGCGGGUCAUGAUUUUCACUCGGCAUGGACCGAUAUAAACAAGGCCUAUAAGAUUUUGAGGCCCGGUGGUGUCAUUUUUGGGCAUGACUAUUUUACUUCUGCGGAUAAUAAAGGCGUUAGAAGAGCGGUCAACAUGUUUGCUCGACUCAAUAAUCUCCGAGUCCAACUCGAUGGGCAGCACUGGGUCAUCAAUUCGAAAUAACUCGUUACAAGUUAUUAGUUAUUCAAAAUUUUUUUGGAAACUUUAGUACACAAAAUUGAACAAUAUUACCGGAGAAAGGUUGAAAGUCAAUUUUUUUCUUUCUCAAACUAAUUAAGGGUUUGUUCAUU
Messenger RNA from Olea europaea var. sylvestris, 1225 nucleotides. RefSeq lists its product as uncharacterized. The coding region runs from base 141 to 1097 and encodes 318 amino acids. The transcript has a single exon. The record is from RefSeq and is a predicted model, not a curated record. Lineage: Eukaryota; Viridiplantae; Streptophyta; Magnoliopsida; Lamiales; Oleaceae.